Molecule: messenger RNA, 6097 nt
Organism: Hyalella azteca
Lineage: Eukaryota; Metazoa; Arthropoda; Malacostraca; Amphipoda; Hyalellidae
Gene: cdm
Product: importin-13
Exons: 18
Coding region: 18-3050 (1010 amino acids)
Biological process (GO): protein import into nucleus
Cellular component (GO): nuclear membrane; cytoplasm
Molecular function (GO): small GTPase binding
Source: RefSeq, a predicted model, not a curated record
GAUAAGUGUUGCUGAUCAUGGAUAUCAGCCUCACUAAAGUAGAAGAGGCUAUUAUUCAAUUUUAUGAAAACCCUAAUGGAAAAACUGACAUUCAUCAUUGGCUUACUUCAAUACAACAUUCUACACAUGCAUGGACAUUUGCAUUCAAUUUGUUGGAUCCAUGCAAGAGCAAUGAAGUGCAAUUUUUUGGAGGCAACACAGUGUACAUAAAGGUAUCAAGAUAUUGGCAUGAGCUGCCAAAAGAAGAAUAUGAAGGCCUUAAAAGAAAACUUUUGGAGAUGAUUGCUAAGUUUGCUGAUAACAAACCUAUUGUUGGACGUCUGCUAAAAGCUAUGGCAGCUUUUGUUCUGAACACAAUUGACAAUGACUGGCCCACUGCACUAGAAGACUUGGUGUCAACUUUCAAUCCUGAUGCAGUAACUGCACUACUUCCCAGCACAGCUCUAGACCUGCUCUUCUCCCUACUUAUGAUCAUUCCUGAUGAGCUGGAAAACUGUCAUGAAACCAUGGGAAUUCCACGAUCAAAAAGGAACCUCAUCAAAUCCAAAUUACACCAAAGCUCCAAGGGAGUGCUCACUUUAAUGCGACAAGUUAUUGAAGCUAACCAAGUGAGCAAUUUGGUGAAGGAAGUAGUGAUCAAGGCUCUGGACUCAUGGCUGCGCCUCCCUCUUCCUCUCAGCGACACCAAAGAUCUUCUAAUUUUAUUAAUCCCUUACAGUAAUUAUGGACUCUUGUGUGAGAGUGUGGUGGAGUGUCUCCGCACUGCCUUAACAGAGUACGACGGUAAAACUCCACACACCACAAUGCAGUUCAUUGUACAGCUUCUUCAAUUAACUUCUGUGCUUGAUGAGGCUCUUAAUGCCGAAGACGAGAACACUGCAAGUUUGAUCUACGGUUUAUUUACUUCAAUUGUUGAAAAUCAUUCAAAACUUCUUUUAAAAGUUGCCCUGGAAGACCAAGGGGAGCAGAGGGCUGCUGUACUACAGUUGGUGUCUCUGCUGGUGCAGUGCAGUGGCACUCCUGGCCAGUACCCGACACACGAGACGCUCUCUAACAUCCCAUUCAGCGUGUGGUAUACAAUACAGGACGACUUGUUAUCGUUUGAGGGCAACGAUCGCGUGCUGCUGAUGUCGCUGUUCUCUCCCGUAUACCUUCAAUUAGUGGACACAUUUUUGCACAAGAGCCUCUUGCCUCCUGAUGAAGCCCUGACUGCUGAAGAAAAAGAGCUCUUCCGCUGCUACAGACAAGACAUUUGUGAUAGUUAUAUGUACACUUACUUCAUAUUGAAGUCUGCAAUGCUGGAGAAGAUGGAGCGACAUUUGGAGCAGUGCAUUGAGCGAAUACAAAGAGACUCCCGAGACUGGCGGCCUCUUGAAUCAUUACUACACGCAUACGCGUCAGUCGCUGAGACUGUGGCCGAGUCAGACACUGAACACGUUCCCAGAUUUGUGCAAUGUAUGCCUCUUAUUCCUUUCGGUGACAAUGUCCAUCUCAUAACCGUGGCCCUGUCAACCCUGGGUGCGUACGCGGACUGGCUAAACUACCACCAGGAAUUCUUGGAGUUCGUCAUUCCUCUCAUGAUCGAGGCGCUUGACAACGAGCACCUCGUAGGAUCUGCGUCUCAGGCGCUCAGGGAUCUCACUCUCGAGUGCCCGGUCACGAUCGCGCCUUUUGCACCUCCUAUUCUCAACGCGUGCCAGAACGCGCUGGUGCAGUUCCCCCAGUCCGACAGCGCUGUGAAGGAACGCAUCAUCACAAUCAUAGCGCGGGUGCUGAGUGUGGGGCUUGAACAAGAAGUUAUUAUGAAGCAUCUUAACCAGACCCUCACGCCCAUCAUAUCUCAAGUCGAUGCCAUCAAAACUGCUGCCCAAAUCACAGGCCGGCACAGCAAAGAACAACGGCACCAGCUUGUUCAUUUAGUGAAGCUUCUAUCAUGCCUCGCCCGCCACCUCAACUCGAACACCACAGCCUUCACGGAUCCUGUCAACCACUCCGGCGAUGGUUCUUCGGUGCCGCCGUCAUGUGCUGCUGCAGGGGAUGCUGUGGUGCCAGGGUCUUCUGAACCCUCUCAGAUCCAACACUCUUCCGUGAGCAGCAAUAGCAGCACCGAGCAGCCUCUGUUGAUGGUGUUGCGUCUCGUACUUCCAAUACUGCUGGAAAUCAUUGACAUUGAACUUCAGCCUGAUAUCAUUGAGGUGGUGUGCAAGCUCCUGAAGAACAGCUUAAGCACUCUGCUCUCAGACGUGGAGCCUCUCAUUCCCCUGCUGCUAGUCAUGGUGCCUAAACUGUACUGCACUUCCCUGCAUCCUGCCGCACUCGAUGUCAUCAAGCUGCUCUCGGUGUUGUUUGGGUCGCCGUGCAGUGCGCACGUAUCGCAAAUGCAAGGCAUGGUGGAAGUCUCCCUUCAGUGCUCGCUGGAGCGCCUCAAGCCGGACCUGUGGCGCCACACGGACGUCAUCAAAUCCUUGCUCACCUUCGCCACGAACCUCGUCAGGAAACAGAGCCACAUGCUCCACCCCAGUCACGUCCCUGCUCUUUAUGCUUUAGCAAUCCAAGCCCUGAACUUGCCAGAGGACUACACCGUUCAGGCCGCCACCGCCUACAUCAACCGCUUCAUUCAAAUCAGCCGCGAGUCUAAAAUCGUUCACUUCGAGGCGAUCGUCGUCAACCACAUGGAGAUCUUGCUGCGCACCGUCAUGAACUGCGCCUGUCAUCCUCACCGGCAGAAUUUCCCGCUGUUAUGUGACCUGUUGAGAACUCUUUGCAAGUUCUAUGCGGGCCCGCAAAUGCUGGCUUCUUUCCGGAAAAUAGAGGCCGACGACUCGUUCCUCGGACAGCGACUCUCAAGACAAGACAAGCACAAGUUCACAACGGGUGUCAUGGGCGCUAGUACCGUCCGAGACACGAUGGCUGCGGUGACGGACUUGGCCCUCGCCAGUCGUGGUGUUGCGAGCACAGAGUUCGGCUCGACCUUCCCUGCCAUCCCUGGAGUUCCUUACAUGGAUCCCAGCGCCCUCACACCCCCGCAUGUUGGUCCAUCCCCACCUUAAUGUCCUGAGUGACAGGCGUCACGAGUUACCGUGACAACUGUCCCGAGACACGCCCGUAACACCUGCAAGUGACAUGUCCGUGACACCUGACCUGUGACAUGCCCUUGACACCUGUAAGUGACAUGCCCUUGACACCUGCAAGUGACAUGCCCUUGACACCUGCAAGUGACAUGCCCGUGAUACCUGCCCCGUGACCUACCUGUUCCAGCCCGUGACGCCUGUCACUUAUAGGAGUUAUGUUCCUUACACGCGUCAGACUUCGUCCAUCGUUCAAUGGAUAAAUUUUUUUGCUGCUCUUCUUCUGAUGUGAUGAUGCGAUGCUUGCUUCCGAUGGUCGGCAGGACUGCAGCUCCUCUCGAUCGCUAUCUGAAAUAUUGAAAUGAAAUUUGUGGACAACAGUUUCUUGGGUUUUUUCUCGACUUCAUUCUUCGCUUUGGUGGUUGAUAGUGUUUGAUAUACAUACUUUGACGUGUGUAUUUUUUAGCUGAUUAAAAUUUUGAGUUUAUGACUUCAAAUUUUUAUCUAAUAUUGACAUACAUUCAUUUGCUUGGAGAGAAGUUUAAACUUCCUUCAAUGGGCUUAUAAUUUAAAGUAGAUUUGCAUAAAAAUCAUGAGCUUCAAAAUAACUAUUUAUUGACCAUGAGUAAAAAAAGAAUUGAUUUCCUCAUGGAUAAAUCAGCAGUUGUUUAUCAUGAAGCAUUUACUGUGAUAACAUUUUGAAUUCAAUAACAUUCGCCCAUUUUUAACUAAGUUCAAUUUCUAAUAACUGACAAUCGCCAUUUAAAAGUCGCGAUUAUUUUGUAAAGAUCGGUUUUGUUUUCUUUAGAAUUACUAAGCUUAACAACUAUGAAUCUCGGUGUGAAUUUGUUAUAAUUGUUUGUGUGUUGUUUUAAUGCAUACUUGAUAUUUUAUUGAAGAUUCCGUAAAAUUGGAUCUUUUUCACAUUGUUAACAUGGAUGGCACUGAAUCGUUCUAUCAUUUCUUUAGAUAGAACACGUUGCAUAAGCGUGUUGUGUUCUGUUUUAUUGUUUGCGAUAUUUUGCUGAGUGCAAAAUAUUUACUUGUUUUUCAAGGAUAUUUGCAUAAGCUGCCUUCGCUUUUUAUUUGAAUCGAAGGCAUUGCACUGGUUUCAUGGCUAGCGUUUCCCGCCAUUAGAGUCGCAUUCAUAAAUUAAUUUUAUUAAAACUUCUAGUGAUUUUAUCUAGGAAACGAUACACUAUUGAAAUGAUAUCCUGGUAUCGUAACCUAAAAUUUCAAGUAUAAUUCUGCAAGAAAUGAUAGUUGUUGCUCAUCAUUCUGGAGUUAGGCGAGUGGAGGAACUUAACAAAACAAUACAAAAAAUCAUGGUCCUUGGUAUAUACCAUAUCUUUUUUUUCUUUUCUUUUUUUGUUGAGGUUAGCGUUCAUGAACACUUCAUCCUUUCUUUCGUUUUGCACGCUCCUUAUUAUACGGGUAUCAAUAUACUUAUUAUCCUAUUACUUUCUUUUAAAUUGUAUAUUCUGUAAAUUUGCUUGUAAUCGACAAUAAUCCGUGGAUUUUCGUUUUAAGUUUCAUUGAAAUAUUUUUCUGUGCAACUGUGUAAUUGGUUCUGAAACAAACUUGCAUUGUUUUGACAUGGCAUGAUAAACAUUCUUUGUUUACAAAUCCCUGAAACUUAUUUACGAUUUUGUCUAGAAUUUCAGUGUCAUGCAUGCAUUCUCUCUCCUGAGUUCAAAUCGUUUGUAUGAACCUUUGAGAGUUGCGCUGGUGUAUUAAAAGUGAACAAUAAGGCGGGUCUACAAAAUUUAGACAUUUUUUGGAUUAAAUAGACGUUCGACUGGGGCUUCUUCGAUCACUUUGCAUUCUUAGUCACUCAUCACCAUUCAUUGCGAUCAAGUUCUUAUUUUUGUUAGCUAAGAGUGUAAGUACAAUAAGCUCUCUUAUAAUCAAUGCUGUGUCUCUGUGGGAACGCUUUCUAGAUUUAAAUUUUCCACACAAUUUACUGCUCUCUUGUGCGAUGAAUUUUUGCGGUUCAUUUGAGGUAGCAAUUGUGUCUUGAAAUUUAUCUUGAAACGAAGCGUUAUAGUGAGCGUUAUAUUCGUACUACAAACUCCUCCAUAUAUAACAUAAGUAGAAACACUUCUUGCUGUAUCAUUCUGUCACAACUUCUUCCUAUGUUAGAAAAUUUAAUGAUGAUUCGUGUUCAUUUUGUGAAAUUUUUUUUUGGCUGUUGUGUUGGUUUGUUUUUGUGUUACAGCGUUUUAAUAAUUUCUUAGCACAGCUUUUCUCCACUUUUGUGCUGCGUGCGUGUGUCGUUAUUGUUUAUAUUGUUCAAAGUUAUUGCUAGGCUUUGGCCGGUCGCGAUCUCCCUGCAUAAAGUUAACUAGUAAUUUAUAACGCAGGCUUUGUACUUACUUUAUUUUUUGAUCAAACUAUUUAUAAGUCUGCCGUAAAAUGGGGCCUGUUUUUUGUGGCUCAUUUCAGGCAUCAACAAAGUUUUGAUUCUUUUUGUACCUGCUUCUCAAAAAUUUGAGGCAUUCCGUCUUUCUCGCUGCGUAACAAUAUAUUUUCUGGGUUGAACCAUCUUAUUCAUAUGGUGCACUCUGGUAAAAUUCAUGGGUCAAAUAUUCAAAUAAUGACACACGUGCUGCGAUGGAUGAAAUAUGCAUCGCUAUUUGGACAGAGUUUCGUUAAUUUCUCUAAGUGGGGCCAAGUGAGUUGAUCUUACAAACUUCGUCAGGUUUUAUUCAAUUUUUUUACUGUAAAACGAGCAGCUGCUACGGUGUAAGUCGCUGUAAGGAUAUAAUACAUAUUGCAAUUUAGAUUAAUUCGUGCUUAGUUUAGAAAUUUAAAUGCAUGUUCUUGACAUGUACCUAGUUUAGCAGAAGACGCUGUAGAAACUGUACAAAUUUGUGAAAAGCUGCUUGUACAUUAUGUGCAUUUGUUCCUGGUUAUUUCCAACGAAACAAUCCUCAUGUUCCCUCAGCAUUUCAAUUCUAAGUUAAAGUUCGCCAAUUCUGGAGCUAAAUUGUUUUGUGCAACGUCAUCACAGUAAAAUAUAAGCCGUC